Molecule: messenger RNA, 1510 nt
Organism: Populus euphratica (Euphrates poplar)
Lineage: Eukaryota; Viridiplantae; Streptophyta; Magnoliopsida; Malpighiales; Salicaceae
Product: gibberellin 3-beta-dioxygenase 1-like
Exons: 2
Coding region: 54-1451 (465 amino acids)
Source: RefSeq, a predicted model, not a curated record
AAAUAUAUAUUCAUGAAGUGGGCCCAUUGUCACUCUCUAUAUAUAGAAGUUACAUGCCCACCAUAACUCUCAUCACAAAUCUCACUCUCUGUGUCAUCGCAUGUUUUCUUCAUUGGAGGAAAGUCCCGCUAUGUUGCCGGAGCUUGUUUCUUGAGUUAACGUAUCAAACUCAAAAAGAGCACUCCUUGCUUCCCAGCUCAACCUUCACCUUGUCUUUGUUGUUUUAUAGAGGCAAAAGCACUCUCUCCUUGCAUAUCCUCUCUGUUUUUAGUGCCUGGAGAACAAAACUCCCUGUCUCGCUCAAUCUUUUCCCUCCAGUAACUUUUACCAUGCCUUCAAGAUCAUUGGCAGACGCCUUUAGAUCCCACCCCGUCCAUCUACACCAAAAGCACCUUGACUUUUCCACUCUUCAAGAAAUACCUGACUCACACAAAUGGACCCAACUUGAUGAUAUUGAACAACAACAUCCUUCAGUUGAAUCCUUCAUCACGGAAUCUGUCCCCGUUAUCGAUCUCUUAGAUCCUAACGUCCUUCAAAACAUAGGCAAUGCAUGCAAAACUUGGGGUGUGCUUCAUGUCACAAACCAUGGCAUCCCUAUUAGCCUUCUUGAGAACGUUGAGAGUGUUAGUAGCAAGCUUUUCUCUUUACCUAUCCAGCAAAAACUCAAAGCAGCUAGAUCACCCGAUGGUGUUUCUGGCUAUGGUGUGGCUAGGAUUUCUUCAUUUUUCUCCAAGCUCAUGUGGUCAGAGGGAUUCACCAUAGUUGGUUCUCCACUUGAGCACUUUCGCCAACUUUGGCCCCAAGAUUACACCAAAUUCUGCGAUGUAAUUGAAGAACAUGAGAAAGAAAUGCAAAAGCUAGCAAGGAGGUUGACAUGGUUAAUGCUGGGCUCAUUGGGUAUAACCAAGAAAGAUUUAAACUGGGCUGGACCGAAAGGUGAAUCCAAAGAAGGUGGUGCAGCCUUGCAACUGAACUCCUACCCGGCUUGCCCAGAUCCAGAUCUGGCAAUGGGUCUUGCUGCACACACAGACUCCACUCUGCUGACCAUUCUUUACCAGAACAACACAAGUGGAUUGCAGGUGCUAAAAGAGGGAAUUGGGUGGGUCACCGUCCCACCAAUCCCAGGCGGGCUUGUUGUCAAUGUAGGGGACCUGCUCCAUAUCCUAUCAAACGGGUUGUACCCUAGUGUGCUCCACCGAGCGGUGGUUAACCGAAACAAACACAGAUUAUCCAUUGCGUAUCUCUACGGGCCACCAUCAACUGUUCUAAUAUCACCCAUACAAAAACUUGUAGGCCCAAAUCAUCCUCCUCUCUAUCGCCCAGUCACUUGGAAUGAAUACCUUGUCGCGAAAGCUAAGCAUUUCAACAAAGCAUUAUCAUCGGUUAGGAUUUGUGCUCCUCUAAAUGGACUAGUUGAUGUAAACGAUCAUAAUAGUGUAAAAGUUGGUUAGGAGAUGAGUGAUCACUUUUUACAAGUAACUUCAAUUUUAUCCUGAAGUUUACACCCCCC